Strongylus vulgaris is the source of this 575-nucleotide messenger RNA. NCBI's taxonomy places the organism in Eukaryota, Metazoa, Nematoda, Chromadorea, Rhabditida, Strongylidae. The record is from the annotation of a GenBank genome assembly.
UGGGUAUGCUGGCUCUGGCAGUUCUCGGCCUUGUUGGCCUCGUCUCGUAUUCCCAUGCUGCUGAUACAGUUACCGUAACCAAGCAGGUCUACUUCGAUAUUACUAUUGGAGGAACACCAGCCGGUCGCAUUGUUAUUGGUCUGUUCGGCAACGUUGUGCCAAAAACCGCUGAGAACUUCCUGCAGCUUGCUACCGGAGCUAAAGGUUAUGGGUACAAGGGCAGCAAGUUCCACCGUGUAAUCAAGGACUUCAUGAUUCAAGGAGGUGAUUUCACUCGUGGUGAUGGAACCGGAGGCAAAUCCAUCUAUGGUGAACGUUUCAAGGAUGAGAACUUCUCUCUCCAACACUACGGACCUGGAUGGCUGUCGAUGGCUAACGCUGGCCCUGACACUAACGGAUCACAGUUCUUCAUCUGCACUGUCAAGACCCCAUGGCUUGAUGGACGCCACGUCGUCUUCGGAAAGGUUCUCGAAGGAAUGAGCGUCGUCCGAAAGAUUGAGAGCACCAAGACCAAUCCUGGAGAUCGCCCUGCUGAUGAUGUUGUCAUCUCCGACAGUGGUGAGCUUCCAUUGGCC